AUGGGCAUGCGCAGACGCGAGACCAUUGGCACUUCUGCACCGAGCACUGAGAAUGUUAAGAGAAAUCGGCACCCUGCAGAAUUGGUCUUUCGCGAAUUGAUAACGACAGAGGAGACGUAUGUACAGCGGCUAAAUGCGUACAGAGAAGUGCGUCAGCGACUGGAGCAGAGGCUCCGGCACCUCAAGAGUGACGUGAAGCGACAAGUCGAGCAGGCGCUCGAUCCUCCGGGCUUGGAAGCGAUCAUGCGUCUUCACAGAGAUGAGAUUCUACCUCAACUGAAGCGACGAUAUAACAUGAAUGGCGAGCUGUGCUUUGGAGAUAUCUUUUCGUCGAAAUUUAUUGCGCCUUUCUUCAAAAUCUAUGCGGAGUUUCUUUCGCAGAAAGAAUUAAUCGACAUGGAAAUCCAUAAACUGCGAAAGAACACACUCAUCGGGCCACAUGUAAAUAGCAUCGAGCAAAGAGACAUUCCAGAACUGCUCAAUGGUCUGAAAAUAGGCUUAAAUGUGCUUCUUCUGGAGCCGGUGCAGAGAAUACCAAGAUAUGAGCUGUUGCUGCGCGAUUAUAUUAAACGACUGGACAAAGAUCACGUGGAUUUACCCGCUGCGAUCGAGGCCGAGAAACUCGUUCAAGAAGCUAAUGUCUCUAAUAAUAAGAAAAAGGCAAUGGCCGAGAAACGCGGCUAUCUGGCGAAACUAGCGAAAGAUAUUUCCGGACUGGGGCCGCUAGUCGAUGGUAGACGGAAUCUUAUUUAUCAUGAAUCUACUUAUAAACUCAAACAAAAAUCGUAUACGCCAAAGAGAGCCGAUAUUCUCAUACUCAACGAUGUGGUGGUCAUUUGCGCCGAACGCAACAUCAGUAAAGGUAUGGAAGUGAAGGCGAAACUGCCGCUGGAAACGCUCUACGUCGAGAAGCUAGACAUGCCCGUCCAGGUGGGCAAGAACUCGAACGAUUAUCGAAAUGUGAAGGGUCUGCGACUGUCGUCUAUCAAGGAAACUGUUGAUCUUGUCGAAUGUCCACUCAAAGAUCACUCCGGCCAUUUGUCGUCCACGCGCUCCUCCGUCGAGAAGAUUUAUUCGAUCCUCAUUUCCGUCAUUCGCGAAUUACAGGAGAGUCUCUUGACGCUGAAGCGAGGAGAUGAUCAUCCUGUUCUUGAGCUGCCAGAGAAUGACGAUGAGCCGGUUAAAUUUCCGCCUAUUCGAUUGGGUUCAAGAGCGCCGAGACUGAUGCGCGAAUCUGAUGUUUCUGCGUGCAUGAUGUGCACCCGUGGAAAUCGAUCAAGGGGCUUCAGCAGUGGUUCAAGCUUGAUUCAUUGUAGAAUUUGCGGGCGCUUGGUUUGUUCCUCCUGUCUUGUCACCGGGCAUGCCCCGCUUCAAGUGGAUUUCCUUGAUGUCAAGGACUCGAAAGACCUUCACGUCUGCAAACUGUGUAUACGAAACUCAGAAGACAACUCCGUGGAUUCCCAUUUUUCCCACUAUCCAAUGCACUUUGACGACUACUGGAGACAAAUUUCUGGCUCAGCGCAAGGCUACUUGAAGGUGCUGAUCCCAGAGAAGGGGAUCUUUGGCUCUGAUGAUACGGAAAACUUGUUCGAAGCAGACUUGAACAGUUCCUUCACAUUUGAUCGACUAGUUGCUGACAAUCAGCGCCAGUGGCUUCUGUCGAACGGACAUCUGCGGAUUCGUCUCCUCCUCGAAGAGGACCACUUGCGCGACGACUGGGUCACUGCUUUCAGAUUUGCGAUCCAAAUGGCAGGUGAUGCCUUCCCCGGUAAAACCGCACCGAGCCAACAUGCUUUGCCUCAUGAUCGUAUUCUCCUUCGCGAUGGCACCAAGAGCACGCGUCAGAGCUUGGAUCGAUCUCGCGAGGCACGCUCUAACCGAGAAAAACGGGUUCGUAGCCUUCAACCAACAGAUCUAUACAAGUACACAAAGGAUCAAAUAUCGGGCCCGCUUUCUGCUUUCUUCCAAAGCUCAAACACCUCCAGUCAGCUGCACCAAGCGCCUCCACGGGCGAGUCGAAUCUCGCGCUCACACUCACUUCGUUCAAGCACCAAAACAGACCUUAUCUCUGACCCGAUGUCUAUUCCUGAUCACUUCGUCCACGGCUCUCCUCAUUCUUCCCCAGUCAAAGCCCACUUGUCACACUUGAAUCCCUCACUAAGCCACAAAGUAUCCACAGGAAGCCUGGAUGACAUCUAUUUAUGCAAGAAAACAGAGCAGGCAGCGCCGGAUUCUUUCAAGCGCAACGAAAAAGAGCGCUUCUCAGCGCGCUUCAAACUUGGCUCACGGCUCAAGAAUCUUGUUCGCACGAACAAAUAG
Molecule: messenger RNA, 2319 nt
Organism: Oikopleura dioica
Lineage: Eukaryota; Metazoa; Chordata; Appendicularia; Copelata; Oikopleuridae
Source: the annotation of a GenBank genome assembly